Messenger RNA from Schistosoma haematobium, 363 nucleotides. RefSeq lists its product as uncharacterized. The annotation marks the transcript as partial. The transcript has 2 exons. The record is from RefSeq and is a predicted model, not a curated record. Lineage: Eukaryota; Metazoa; Platyhelminthes; Trematoda; Strigeidida; Schistosomatidae.
GAUCCUGAGGCUCAUGUGCACCAUUGGUUUGGAAUCAGGGUUUUUCAACUCUCCGAGGUGGACCCUCCGUGUCCACCAACCCGAUUAAAGCGCCGAAUAUUUGCUUUUCGCCUACUUAAUUCCGUAAAAAGCACCCUCAUUGAGAGAAGGCAUACUUCGGAAUUUGCGCAACAUACACAACCACUUUUGUGUUUAUUUUCUGUUAUUUCAGUCACAGCUAUAUGUCAAAUGGAAUCGGAAGUUGCAAGAAAUGCUUUUAGAGACACGAGCGAUUAUCGUACAAAUGAUCCGUACAUUGAAGAUUUAAUUAACAUUUGGUUGAGAAAAUGCAUUCGUUCAAAAAGUAAUAAUCCAAGUAAUUAA